Messenger RNA from Meloidogyne enterolobii, 2253 nucleotides. Lineage: Eukaryota; Metazoa; Nematoda; Chromadorea; Rhabditida; Meloidogynidae. The record is from the annotation of a GenBank genome assembly.
AUGAAAGGCAAAAAUAAUUCAAAUAUUGCCUCUUCUUGGCCAAUUAUUGUGAAUGAAAAUGCGCUUAAUGAAGCUAGCAUUUUGCCUCAUUUAUUGCACGAAGCUAAUGAACAAGCACAACAGCAAGUAAUUGAAACGAUGGAAGAAAACGAGGAUGUCUGCGAUGAAGAUCAGUUACAAAAUAUGAUCGAGAAUUACAGCAAACAUGUAAUUAAGCAGACACAAAAUCAACAAAUGGAACAGAAUAACAGAAAUUCUUUGAAGACUGCUGAAAGAAGUACUAGCCAUUUGCAGAAAAAAAUAACCGCACAACAACAACAAACGCCAAUGAGCCAUUCACAUCCCUGUUUAUUUUUGGAUGGAACAAAAUCGAAUGAAGACAGUGGAAAAAGACCUGACAAUCUUCCCCAACAAACUCCCAAAACAACAACAGAAGUUCCCUUCAAAAAUAAUUUGUAUAAAUCAGAAAGUGAUCGAACAGAAAAAAUAUCGACUAAUCAACAAUUAGAAAAUGAAAAUAAAUUUUUGAAUGGAAUACAGCAACAAAAGGAUGAUCAAAAUUCUACAAAUUUGAUUCAACAAAAACAACAAAUUGAAAAAUUACAACGUAAAUGUAAUCGUUUGGAACAAUUAGAAUCUUCAUACAGAAAAAUAGAAAAAGAUUAUGAAGAAAUGAUGGAAUGUGAAGAAUUAAGUUUAAUAACCUUUUAUAAAUUAGAGCAUCAAUUGAGGUUAUUAGACAUUGAAAAUGAACAAUUAAAAAUUGAAAAUUUUGCUGAAAAUGAUCCAAAAAUUGAUGAAUUUGGUCAAUUGAAGAUUUUGGAAGAAAAAAUUGAAAUUUUGGAAACUUCACUUUUAAAAAGUCAAGAAAAAGCAAAAUUGGCAAAAGAAAGGACAACUUCAAUAAUUCAUUCACAGCAACAAUCAACUUCAAAUAAUUUAAAUAUUUUUGGUUCAAUUUUGGCAGCCAGUCGUUUAAUUGGCGGGGAAAUACAAAAAGUUGGAAAAAUGAAAGCUCAAGAAUUUUUGCCUGUUGGGACAGAAGAAUUAUUUAAUAAAUUAAAUAAAGAAUUGGAUAAUUUAUUAAUUGGGACACCAGAAAAAGGGCAAAAUGAAAAUACUGAGAAAACAGCAACAACGUCUUCCAAGUUUGUUGAUUUAUUGGAUAUUCGACGAUUUAAUGUUUUUUCGAAUGAUUUUGAUCAAUGGUCAAUGUCUGCAACUACUCGGGAUCAAAACAAGGAAAUGUCUCUACCAACAAACAUGAGCGACGAAAAUCGAGAACAAUUGCUUUCGUUAUUGGGCGAUGAAGAGAGAGGAUUUGAUGAAAAUAAUUUUUGUGAAAGCAAAGGAGAAGUUCGAGUUUUGAGACAAAAAAUUAUGCAAAAAAGGAAAAUAAAAAGUCAACCAAGGUCUUUGUUGGAGAAAAGAGCAGCACACAAUUUUAAGUUUGACUUGGCAGAAGAAGAAAAGGAAAAAAUAAAAGAGCCGAUAAGUGAAGAAAGGGAACAAAAAAUAAUGAAAAUUUUAAAUAAAAUAAUUAAUAAGGAAGAGGAAGAAGAGGGGAAUUAUGGGAAGCAAGAAGAACUGAGAAAUGAUAAGGAGGAAGAAAAUGUUGAAUUGGAAGAUGAAGAAAUUGAAGAAAAAUCAACUCAAAUUGAAAUUAAUUUGAUAAAUUUAAAUUCAAAAAAGGAAGAAAAUAGUAAAAAAUAUAUUUAUGAAGAAAAAGUUUUUGAUGAAGAAAAUUAUGGGGAAGAAGAAAAUUCUGUGUUUGAAUGGAUAAUUGAAGAGGAUGAUGGAGAGAUUGGUGUAAUUCCAAGUAUAGAAUUGUCUGAAAUGUUGGGAGAAAUUUCUAUUCUUCCUCCUCUUCCUCAAGAACCUUAUUUACAAGUUUCUUCAACAUCAAGUACUUUAUCUAGCACAAAAUUAACAACAACAAGAACAACAACAUUUUCUCAAUCAAAUAAUUUUUAUAAAAUUAUUAAUAAAAUUUCAAAUUCAAAAUUUUGGAUUUUAUUAAAAAUUCCUUACAAAAUUAAUUAUUUUGAUUAUUGCCAACAUUUUUUAAUUGUUUGUUCAAAAAAUAGAAGGCCUUAUUUUAUGAUGAUUUCAAGUUUGAAAGCUUUACAAGGCAAAAGAUGUUGUUCACCACAAUGGAAUAAAUUGGGAAUAUAUGCUGAUGGAGUUUCUAUAAAUGGUAAGAGGGGGAAUGGGGGGGGGGGAGGAGGAGAGAGGAGAGGGGGGGGGGUUUAG